Molecule: messenger RNA, 1333 nt
Organism: Colletotrichum destructivum
Lineage: Eukaryota; Fungi; Ascomycota; Sordariomycetes; Glomerellales; Glomerellaceae
Product: Putative ubiquitin-conjugating enzyme E2, ubiquitin-conjugating enzyme/RWD
Exons: 2
Coding region: 389-964 (191 amino acids)
Source: RefSeq, a predicted model, not a curated record
CUUCGUUGUUGUCGCGUCACAAGGUACCGACUUCAUCCAAUUGCCACGGCACGGCACCACCCCAGGUGCCUGCCUCCCUACCUAGGUACCUACCGAGCCCAUUUGGCUUAACAUUCUACCGGCCGUGUCCCCAACGUCUCCAAAGUCAAUCCACCUAGCUCCAACAGUUUACCUUACCUAUUCCUCAAUACUUCGUCCUACCCAGCCUAAUUCGCAGAGACGCCAGAGGUCCCGAAUCUGUACUGAUCCGGCUACCCAUUUGACCAGCAAGCUACUACUCGUACUCGAACCAACAUCGUUAUCUUCCUCGCAGCUGGUAUUAACCACCGCCACCUUUGCUCUUCUAAAUACCUUGGCCGAGAGAACAGGGGCAAGAGCUUCCCCUAAGAUGUCGUGGCGGAUCCAGACCUUGCCUGAUUCCCAGUCGAACCCGACCGGCGCGGCGAAGAAGGCAAAGUCUAAGUCCAAGACGUCGGAUGGACGUGGCGCGAUCAAGAGGCUCAUCAAGGAGCUGGACGUAUGGCGGGAUGAGCAGAAGGACGAGCGGGGGAUUGAAAGGCUGGGCCCCGUCGAUGACGAGAACCUCCUCACAUGGGAGGCCGUAAUAAACGGCCGAGGGGUCGGGAACGGCUAUGAUGAAGGCCGAUGGCUUCUCGCCAUCCAGAUCCCGCAAGACUAUCCUCUCCGACCACCGACGAUACGUUUCGUGACGCCCGUCGUGCACGCUAACAUUGCGCUGCAGACGGGUGAGAUCUGCCUCGACCUGCUCAAGGACGCCUGGACGCCGGCCUACAGUGUCCUCGAGAGCGUGCGCGCUGUGCGUACGCUGCUGGCGUACCCGGAGACGGACUCGCCCCUCAACGUUGACGUCGCGGCGCUGCUACGCGGCGGCGACGUACUCGGUACCCGCGCCCUCGUCGAGUUCUGGUGCCGCGACGACGAUGGAAGGUAUGAGGGGCCGUAGGCGGGACCAUAGUGAAUCGCGUUGGGGCGCUGCUCUGCGAGAUGACGUCGCGGGGGAGGGCCCAUAAUCGCAAGAGGAGGGAAAUGAGAUGAGAAUAAGGGCAACAAGGUCUUGGGACGGGUAUUGCCUGAAGACAAGAAGACAUGUUAAAGGGAUAACAUAGGAUGGGGAUUGGAAGCGGGCCUGGGCGUGUACGGGGGAUUUCAUCAUCGCUUUACGUUUGGGCGGAACGGCGUGCUGAUCAUAGCCCAUCAGGGUAAUCAUACAAACUGGCAGAAACACGGCCAUGGGGUAUUUGGGGGUUUCCUUUAUCUUUGGAUAACAUAUUGCUUCAUUUAUCACGCCCGGACCCUCGAAGGGAAAAGCGAC